Penicillium antarcticum is the source of this 1077-nucleotide messenger RNA. It is a transcript of the gene trm44, whose product is annotated as tRNA (uracil) methyltransferase. Gene Ontology annotation, biological process: tRNA methylation. The transcript has a single exon. The coding region runs from base 1 to 1077 and encodes 358 amino acids. Gene Ontology annotation, molecular function: tRNA (uridine) methyltransferase activity. The record is from RefSeq and is a predicted model, not a curated record. NCBI's taxonomy places the organism in Eukaryota, Fungi, Ascomycota, Eurotiomycetes, Eurotiales, Aspergillaceae.
AUGACGAAUAUUUUCGGUUCUAAAUUGCCAAGUUGGGCCCAUGUUUCCAAUUCAGGAUAUCAAAAUAGCAUCCAACAAGAUCCAAUCGAAACAACCUACUAUCGACUACAGCUCAGAUAUGCAGAACCAUUACGACAAACCUGGGUUGAGAAACUCGAACAACCCAAACAGAUCUUGGAGCAACUAUCUCUGGCUGCUUAUCUUAUUGAACUCUGGCGAGGCAUGUAUGGCGCCAUUCCAAAAGCAGAACAAGAAAACCUCCAACCAAAGAGCAAUGGGCCAUUUCCGGGGUUUGUGAGCCUAGCUUGUGGAAGUGGUAUCCUCGUAUACGUGCUUCUUAUGGAAGGAUACAAGGGGUCAGGCUUUGAUGCGCGCCGUCGCAAAACCUGGGAGACAUAUCCCGUCAACGUACAGAAUUGCCUGGAGGAGAGGAUAUACAUCCCUCGACCUUUCUUGGAUGCCAUAGAUUCUCAAGAUUUCGAAGCGAAAAUACAUACGGGCGACUUUCCGGCUGAUACCUUUAUCGUCUCUGAUCAUACGGACGAAUUGACAGUGUGGACUCCACUUAUGGCUGCCCUUGCUAGUCCGUCGUCUCCUUUGCCGUUCUUCAUUAUACCCUGUUGUUCUUGUUCUCUUUCUGGUGCUCGGUACCGUUUUCCUCCGAAGACAGGCGAGACGAGUACGAAGGCUGAAAGGCACGUGGAGCAGAACCCUCAACCGGCUUCUGGUGAUUUGCGAUCUCUUCGAGCCACCAAGAACGAGCAGAGGACCGACCGUGGAUUUGGGAAUUCUAUGGUUGGGUCUCUCACUGCUAAAACGAGAGAUAUUGCCGAGGAAGUUGGGUUUGAGGUGGAGGAGACAUGUCUCAAGACCCCCGGUGCUAUUUCCAGGGCUUUGAUCGGAAGAAAGCAGCAGGCAACAAAUUUGGCCGAAACGAGUCCCAGCCAGACGUCAGUGCUAGCAGAUCAGAUUGCCCAAAUCAUUGAACGUGAAUGCAUUAGAGAUGGAGGAGUUCAGGCUGCUGCCAAAAUCUGGAUUGAACAGGCAGAGGACCUUCAUCGGCAACAAAGAGAGUGA